GCGCUAUCUGCUUCUAGGUGGUGGGUUGUUUCUACUCUGCUAACGUCUAGAUGCUACGUUGGCAUAUUUUGAUAACACGAGAGCUCUUCUAAGAAAUGAUUUCUUCUCGUCAUUUACGAAUAUUCUUUCCUCUCAGUCGCUGUGCAAGUGCUAAAACUAAAAGCAAGAAACGCCAGCCUCAGUCUCAAGCGGAUCAUUUCCAGACGGAAUCGGAAACAAAACUCAUUCCCUUACCACGUCACAAGCAGGUCAUAGCACAAACGUAUCCAUUGUUACUGGUGAACUCCGAUGGAUCGACGAUUCGAAUUCGUCACAAGUGGCCCCACAUGAUCAUCAAAUUACCUAUCGAUCUGAGCACAUUAUCUGAAGACCAAAAAGCCGAGCGACUGAAGAGGAGAAAGCCACCUGUAGAGGUUGAGGAUAUUGAUGAUGGACUUGACGACGACGACUUCAAUCAGAGACAGUAUGCAGACAUCUUCAAAAAUAGCUGAAGACAACAGCUGUUGUGUCAGGAAAUAGAGUAGUCAUGCUAACUACAUAUUAUAUAAGUAGCUAUAGCUGCCAAUUGCACACGAUGUCUUGUGUCCGACCAUCUAAGUCAUAGUGCAUGCAUACAUGUACAUGAAUGUCAUGUAAAUCGUCGUAACCAAAUAGUAAAAUGCUGACAACAGACUGAAGAAA
Corticium candelabrum is the source of this 681-nucleotide messenger RNA. Its product is annotated as large ribosomal subunit protein mL55-like. NCBI's taxonomy places the organism in Eukaryota, Metazoa, Porifera, Homoscleromorpha, Homosclerophorida, Plakinidae. The transcript has 3 exons. Bases 96 to 491 code for a protein of 131 amino acids. Gene Ontology annotation, biological process: translation. Gene Ontology annotation, molecular function: structural constituent of ribosome. The record is from RefSeq and is a predicted model, not a curated record. Gene Ontology annotation, cellular component: mitochondrial large ribosomal subunit.